AAUAUAGGCUAGUUAACAUUCUUCUGAGUUAGUGGAAGUUCAUAAUGAUUAUUUAAAUUCUAGUAUUCGAUGUCACAUGAUCUCCUUUAACCUUGUAUCUGUAAGUCAAACAUUACAUAAAUAUUUAGACCACAUAGAUCAUUUGGCUCUUUGUCAGCCUGUUCUGUUUUUGUAAUUAAUUUAUUGUUAAUCAGUGAUGACAAUAAAUAAUCCUAGAUAUGGAAAAUGAUUUGUGUUGAUUAAUCCAUGUUUCCAGAUUAAAGUUUCCUCUGAAUAAAAGUCCCUUCAUGGAGAUCAUAUUUGCUCUUAUUUACAAUGAACACGUGUUGACCUGAUUUGCUGUCAGUUAACAAUCAUUGAUAGUUACUUGUUGUUUUCCUUGUAGUCUGUCUUGAAGUCAUAAAUAUUACAUUAGUCAGUGAUUUACUAGAAUUACUUAUGCCCUCAGUUCUCAUAGGGUUACUGAAUCUAAUGAUACAGUGACCUCCCCUUUGUACUGUGUAAUAUAAAAGUCAGUCAGGUUUGCAGAGGACACAGAUACUGUUGAGUUUUCACUGACAGAAUGGAGAUCAUGGUGUUUUUCACACUGUUGCUUCUGGUCUGCUCUGUUUCCACAAAUCAGACUGAGGCAGAUAAUGAAAUUGUUGACCAGCAGAUUUCAAACCAACAACCCUGUCCACAGGACAUCCAUGCUGUGCUCAGAGAGAUGGCAGUCUCACUGGCUUUACAGACAGAGCGGAUUACUGUCCUACAGAAAGAGAAUCAAGAUCAGGCCGCAAAGCUAAAAGAAAUGGAGAGACAGAAGACUGAGCUCGACCAGCUGAAGCUGCAGUCCAAAGAACAAGCAGCAAAGCUGGAGACUGAGAUUGACCAGCUGAAGCUGCAGUCAGAAGAACAAGUAGCAAAGCUUGAGAGUCAGAAAACUGAGAUCGACCAGCUGAAGCAUGAACUACAAGUCAAACAGGUGGCUUUCUCAGUCAGUCUGCUGGAUCAAGGUUAUGGAUACACUGGACCCUAUAACACACAUAUGACUCUGAUCUUCAAACGUGUUGUCACAAACAUUGGAAAUACCUACAACCCACACACAGAGAGUGAUCCAGCUGUAGUCUACUCAGCAGUGAGAACAGAAGACAUAAUGUAUCGAUAAAAAAUAGUUGUCCCACCAAAGAGGAAAAGAGACUGUAAACCAGAGCC
This is a messenger RNA of Oreochromis aureus, 1194 nucleotides long. RefSeq lists its product as uncharacterized. The coding region runs from base 563 to 1147 and encodes 194 amino acids. Gene Ontology annotation, molecular function: protein binding. The transcript is spliced from 7 exons. Lineage: Eukaryota; Metazoa; Chordata; Actinopteri; Cichliformes; Cichlidae. The record is from RefSeq and is a predicted model, not a curated record.